AUGUACACGGUGCCUAAUAUUUUAAAAAUUAUCAUUCUUCUUUCUACAAUAGUGCUCAUAUCAAUAUUUCUUUACUAUCCUGCAAUUCAAGUGCCAGGACCUACAGUAACAUUGCUUAUAACACCUAAUGAGACCACUACGACCACUGUAGCAACGACGACAACUACGGAAGCUGCUCGAGCUUCCAAUGAGACUUCGAUAAACCUUGAAGACGAAUUUACAAAGCAGAUUAAGUUUAUUUAUAAAAGCGAGAAGGAGCCGGAAAUUGUGAAUGAGACUAUUAUCAGAAUUUCGCUCAAGGAUGAGCCCGAGUUUGCAAUUAAUAGCAAGAGAAGUUGUCCGAUUGAGGAAUGGAAUAAUGUGACGACAAACUCAAUACCAAAUGAGGAGUUGCAUAAAGAUUGGAUGUCGAGAAAAAUUGGGUUUCAGUACAAGUAUCUUUACAAUACAGCUCCUGGCGUUUUGGCCGCAUUCGCUUACAAGGAUCAUAUAGUGGUUACGCUGACCGCCGAGACAUUUUACGGAAAAAAAGUGUAUUGCCGGUAUUACGAUUGCCGUCGACGCGAGAUUCCCAAUCAAUUCGAGAGCUACGUCUUCCCAGAGGCCACGGUAUUCUGCGCUAGAAGACCUGGCGCUGAAUACAUUUCGAUUAGUGAGACACUUGAGAAGAAGGCCGAAUACUCGGUGCCAAUUGUGCCGAGAAUUAACGUCAAACACUUUUUCACUGUCUGCAUGGCAACCUUAUACGGAAGCGAGCCGAAAUUCUUGCAAAUCGCCGAUUUUAUUGAAUAUUACAAGCUUCAAGGCGCCACGUUCUUUCAAAUUUAUUUGAGAAAUGUUAGCGAUUAUGAUCGGAUGCUUCUCGAUGAUUAUGUGAGAACCGGGGAGGUUGAAAUAAUUAAAAUGCACGAUCAUUUUUGGAGAGAGGAUUUCAUGUGGCAUCAUGUCCAAAUUAAUGACUGCCAUCAUCGAAACAAGCAUUUCGCCAAAUGGACAGCGGUGAUCGAUGUCGAUGAGAGGAUUGAGAUGAAGGGCGAAAUCAAGACUGUUGGCGAAUAUUUGGACACGAUCACAGAUCCGAACAUUGCAAAUUUGGUGUUCCGGGUUCAAUGGGUUCAGAAGACGGAAUUCUCGCCGGCGAGAUAUGUCGAUGAUGCGCAGCUGACGAAUGAGAUGCUCUUUAGGAAGUUCACGAACACAUCGCAGAUAGGGACCAUUGAAAUGCAACCGAAAUGCAUUAUUAGGCCUGAGAAGGUUGGAGUUAUGGAUAUUCACAACCCUCAGGUGAUGUAUCAAGGAAUUCGGAAUACCUAUGUGGAAUCGAAUGUGGGAAUUGUUAGGCACUAUCGCAAUGUGAGCCCGGGAUCCUUGGGUAGACGGAAUGUGGAUCGAAUGAACAGUCACGGCCCAUUUAUGGAGACUCACAUCGCACCGUGGAUUGAAGAGAAGCUUACCCGAGAGAUUUUGGAUCGCGUGAAUCAUGUCUAUAAUAUCAAGGAAGCUUCAUGUGGUGAGAAGCAGUAUGUUCUUUGGCUUCAUGGAUUAGAAGCGCCGUGUUGGCGGGAGCUCGUCGAUCAGCAAAAAGUGCAAUUAUUCGAUUUUAAGCAGUUCAAGCCGGCUUCAUAA
This is a messenger RNA of Caenorhabditis bovis, 1626 nucleotides long. The record is from the annotation of a GenBank genome assembly. NCBI's taxonomy places the organism in Eukaryota, Metazoa, Nematoda, Chromadorea, Rhabditida, Rhabditidae.